AACAUGACAGAAAAUAAUAUAGGCACGUUAGAAGAAGAAGCUUUAAAACGAAAAGAACGAUUACAAGCUCUAAAACGGAAAACCGAAGAUAGUAAAGAAAAUCAAAGCGAAAUCGGUGGGAACUUGCCAAAACCAAAGUUUAGAAGUUACAAACCACAAGAUGAAAGUCUUAAGGUAGAAGUUUUAGAAGAUGCAAAGCCUGGAAACGUUGAAGCGGAAGUACAAGAUCAAUUGAGCGCAGCGACUAGCAAAGUUGUUAUUGAAGAACUUGAUAUUAGUAAUUUGGCUCCUAGAAAACCAGACUGGGACUUGAAACGAGAUGUUGCUAAAAAAUUAGAAAAAUUAGAAAGGAGAACACAAAAGGCAAUAGCAGAACUUAUAAGAGAUCGUCUUAAACAGGGCCAGCAUGACUUGGCUGCUGUUGUAAAUAUAGCAACUAACAAAUAAACAGAUUCACCUACCUGA
Molecule: messenger RNA, 465 nt
Organism: Dufourea novaeangliae
Lineage: Eukaryota; Metazoa; Arthropoda; Insecta; Hymenoptera; Halictidae
Product: coiled-coil domain-containing protein 12
Exons: 3
Cellular component (GO): U2-type spliceosomal complex; post-mRNA release spliceosomal complex
Source: RefSeq, a predicted model, not a curated record